CAAGACAGUGUCCCCCACAGCCAUCUUGUGCCUGUCGCCACUGCCCUGAGGCAGCUGAUGUGAGGAGACCCCAUUUCUGCACUCCAUAGUGGUGGUCUUAUGCUGACUGACUUCCUCCAGGCUCCUGUGAUGGCUCCCUGGUCUCCCUUCAGCCUCCACCUGCUGCUGCUGUUCCUGCUACUGCUGCCCUUGACCAGGGCCCAUCGCUUCUCUGUACCAAAUACCAGCUUCAACCACCUGGUGCUGGCACCAGACCAGGGCAAACUCUAUGUGGGUGCAGUGAAUCACCUCUUCCAGCUCAGCCCUGAGCUGAAGAUGGAGUCUGUGGCUGUCACUGGCCCUGUCGUUGACAGUCCUGAUUGUGUGCCUUUCCAUGACCUGGCUGAGUGCCCACAGGCCCAGCUCACUGAUAAUGCCAACCAGCUCUUGCUGGUGAGCAGCAGAACACAGGAGCUGGUGGCUUGUGGGCAAGUGAGGCAGGGUGUAUGUGAGAAGCGGCACCUUGCAGACGUGACUCAAGUGUUGUACCAGGCUGAGGACCCUGGUGAUGGGCAGUUUGUGGCUGCCAAUGCCCUGGGAGUGACCACAGUAGGCCUAGUGGUGCCCUUGCCAGGCCGAGACCUCCUGCUGGUGGCCAGAGGCCUGGCAGGCAAGCUGUCAGCAGGAGUGCCACCCUUAACUGUGCGGCAGCUGGCUGGGCCACAGCCUUUCUCCAGUGAAGGUCUGGGAAGACUUGUGGUGGGUGACUUUUCAGACUAUAACAAUAGCUAUGUAGGGGCUUUUUCUGAUGCUCAUUCUGCCUACUUUGUGUUCCGUCGCCGUGGGGCUCGGGCCCAGGCUGAGUAUCGCUCCUAUGUAGCUCGUGUCUGCCUCAGAGAUGUCAACCUUUAUUCUUACGUGGAAAUGCCACUUAUCUGCCAUGGCCAGGGCCUUAUCCAGGCUGCCUUUCUUACUCCAGACACCUUGCUAGGUGCAUUUUCAGCAGGCACAAGUCAGGCACAGGCAGCCCUGUGUGCCUUUCCCUUAGCUGACCUGGACAGGAGGAUGGAACAAGCCAGGCGACUUUGCUAUACUACUGGUGGUCAGGGUCCCAGCGGCAUGGAAGAAGCCACUGUGGAGUAUGGUGUCACGUCCCGUUGCGUAACACUGCCUCCUGACUCCCCCGAGUCAUACCCCUGUGGUGAUGAACACACCCCCAGCCCCAUCGCAGGCCGCCAACCACUGGAGGCCCAGCCUCUGCUGCAACUGGGACAGCCCAUCAGUGCAGUGACUGCUCUCCAGACAGAUGGGCACACGAUAGCCUUCCUGGGAGAUACCCAGGGCCAGCUACAUAAGGUGUUUAUAAACAGCUCACAUGGCCAGAUAUACCAUUCCCAGCAAGUGGGGCCCCCAGGCUCAGCCAUCAGCCCAGACCUGCUGGUAGACAGCAGUGGAGACCACCUCUAUGUCCUGACUGCCCAGCAGGUAGACAGGAUACUUGUGGCAGCCUGUCCUCAGUUUUCUAACUGCACUACCUGCCUCCAGGCCAGGGACCCACUAUGUGGCUGGUGCACCCUUCAGGGCAGGUGUACUCGGAGAAGCGAGUGUGGACGGGCGGCUCAGCCAAACCAGUGGCUGUGGAGCUAUGAAGACAACCACUGCCUUUACAUCCAGAGCCUGCUACCAGCCCAUCACCCACGUCAGGAACAGGGCCAGAUCACUCUAUCUGUUCCUCGGCUGCCCACCCUAGCCAUGGAUGAAUACUUCCACUGUGCCUUUGGGGACUAUAACAGUCUAGCUCAGGUGGAAGGGCCCCAUGUGGUCUGUGCCACCCCUCCUCAAGAUCAGAUGCCACCUAAUCCUAUAGGCUCAGAUCAUGUCACCUUGCCCCUGGCCCUGAUGUUUGAGGAUGUGGUAUUGACUGCUACCACAUUCUCCUUCUAUGACUGCAGCGCUGUUCAGGCCUUGGAAGUGGCUGCCCCGUGCCGCACUUGUGUGAGCAGCCUGUGGCGGUGCCACUGGUGCCCCCAGAGUAGCCACUGUGUAUAUGGAGAGCACUGCCCAGAGGGUGAAAAGGCUGUCUACAGUGCCCAGGAGUUCCAACCCUCUAUGCCUCAGUGGGAGCUCUCAGUGCCCAUCUAUGUAACCAGGGGUGAGAUCCAGAGGCUGGACAAUGCCGGUGAUCUUCAUGUGACUCUAUAUGACUGUACCAUGGGUCACCCUGACUGCAGCCACUGCCAAGCAGCCAAUGGGAGCCUGAGCUGUUUGUGGUGUGGUGAUGGCCAGCCUGCCUGCCGCUAUGGGCCUCUCUGCCCACUAGGUGCUGUGGAACAGCUAUGCCCUAUACCCAGCAUUGAUGUGAUUGAACCCCUGACUGGUCCCCCAGAAGGUGGCUUGGCCAUUACCAUCCUGGGUUCCAACUUGGGCCAGGCCUUUAAUGAUGUGCGAAAUGCUGUGACUGUGGCUGGCCAGCCCUGCAACCCUGACCCUUCUCUCUACCGCAUCUCUGCCCGGAUUGUAUGUGUGACAUCUCCUGCUCCCAAUGGCACUGCUGGGCCAGUCCAAGUGGCCAUUAAGAGUCGUCCUCCUGGUAUCUCAACCCAGAACUUCACCUACCAGGACCCAGUUCUGCUGAGCCUGAAUCCUCAGUGGGGCCCCCAGGCAGGGGGCACCCAGCUCACCAUCCAUGGGCAGCAUCUCCAGACAGGAGGCAACAUCAGUGCCUUUGUGGGUGACCAACCUUGCCCUAUCCAGGAGCCUGUGUGUCCUGAAGCCAUCAUAUGCCAUACCAUGCCCCAGACGGAGCCAGGAGAAGCAGUGGUCCUUGUAGUCUUUGGCCAUGUUGAACGCAAACUGCUCACCACCCCUUUUCGAUACACUGCCAACCCCCAACUGGUAGAAGCAGAGCCUAGUGUCAGCUUCCGGGGAGGUGGACGAAUGAUUCGAGUCAGGGGUACAGGCUUAGAUGUUGUGUGGCAGCCCUUGCUGUCUGUGUGGCUAGAGGAUGAGCCCAGAGUGAAGGCUUUGGGGAUUCAGGCCCAGGAUGUGAACCAGAGGAGGAGCUGUGGUGCCCCUGCUGCAGAUCCCCAGGCUUGUAUUCAUCUUGAGAGUGGCUUAGUACAGUGCUCCACCCUCUGCUCUGUUAACUCAUCCAGCCUCCUCCUGUGCCACAGUCCAGCGGUGCCGGAUGGGGCCCUCCCAAAGCGAGUCUUCUUUGUCCUAGACAACAUGCAAGUAGACUUUGCCAGUGCUAGUGGGGGCCAGGGAUUCCUAUACCUGCCUAACCCUCGCCUGGCUCCACUCAGUCAUGAGGGGAUUACUCAUCCCUACCACCUCAAGCCAGGCCAUGUCCUGGAUGUGGAGGGUGAGGGCCUCAAUCUGGGGAUCAGCAAGGAGGAGGUACAGGUGCAUAUUGGAGAUGGAGUGUGCCUGGUGAAGACGCUGACACUUACUCACUUGUACUGUGAGCCACCACCACAAGCCCCUCAGCCCACCAAUGGUUCAGGCACCCUGCCGCAGUUUGUGGUGCAGAUGGGCAACUUGCGCCUGGCUCUAGGCCCUGUCCAGUAUGAAGCAGAGUCCAUGAUGUCCACCUUUCCUGUGGAGGCUCAGGUGGGCCUGGGCAUGGGUGCUGCUGUGCUGAUUGCUUCAGUGCUCCUCCUCACCCUCAUGUACAGGCACAAGAGCAAGCAGGCCUUGCGAGACUAUCAGAAGGUGCUGGUGCAGUUGGAGAACCUGGAAACUGGUGUGGGUGACCAGUGCCGCAAGGAGUUCACAGACCUGAUGACUGAGAUGACAGACCUCACCAGUGACCUAGAGGCCAGUGGGAUUCCCUUCCUGGAUUACCGAACAUAUGCUGAGCGUGCCUUCUUCCCCGGCCAUGUUGGCUGCCCACUGCAGCCAGGGCUCGAGGGGCCUGGGGAAGAGGGUCACAGUGUCACCGUGUGCCAGGGUCUCACACAACUCUCCAAUUUGCUCAACAGCAAGCUCUUCCUUCUCACACUCAUCCACACCUUAGAGGAGCAGCCAAGCUUCUCCCAGAGGGACCGCUGCCAUGUGGCUUCACUACUUUCUCUGGCUCUGCACAGCAAGCUUGAGUAUUUAACGGAUAUCAUGAGGACUCUGCUUGGUGACCUAGCAGCCCAUUAUGUACACAAGAACCCCAAGCUCAUGUUACGCAGGACGGAGACUAUGGUAGAGAAGCUGCUUACCAACUGGCUAUCUAUCUGUCUCUAUGCCUUCUUGAAGGAAGUGGCUGGUGAGCCACUGUACAUGCUUUUCCGGGCCAUCAAGUACCAGGUGGACAAGGGCCCCGUGGAUGCUGUGACAGGGAAGGCAAAACGAACUCUGAAUGACAGUCAUCUGCUACGAGAAGAUGUGGAGUUCCAGCCCCUGACCCUGAUGGCACUGGUAGGACCAGGGGCUUGUGGGGCAGCAGGAAACAGUGAAGUGCAUCGAGUGCCAACCCGGGUGCUUGAUACAGACACCAUCACCCAAGUCAAGGAGAAGGUGUUGGAUCAAAUCUACAAGGGAACCCCCUUCUCCCAGAGGCCUUCAGUGCACUCCCUAGACCUUGAGUGGCGAUCAGGCCUAGCUGGUCACCUAACCCUGUCAGAUGAGGACUUGACCUCUGUUACUCAAAACCACUGGAAGAGACUCAACACCCUACAACACUACAAGGUUCCAGAUGGAGCAACAGUGGUACUCAUUCCUCAGCUGCACAAUGGUGGCACUGUCUCCCAGAGUCUGGGCCAAACUGGCUGUCCUUCUGGAGAGAACACUCCCAUGCUGGAAGAUGGUGAGGAAGGUGGAGUUCGGCUCUGGCACCUGGUAAAGGCCACUGAGGAGACAGAAGGGGCUAAAGUGCGGCGCAGCAGCCUUCGAGAACGAGAACGGUCACGAGCCAAAGCCAUUCCUGAAAUCUAUCUUACUCGCUUACUUUCAAUGAAGGGCACCCUGCAGAAGUUUGUGGAUGACACCUUCCAGGCCAUUCUUAGCAUGAAUCAGCCUGUGCCUAUUGCUGUUAAGUACCUAUUUGACUUUCUGGAUGAGCUGGCAGAGAAACAUGGCAUUGAAGAUCCAGAGACCCUGCACAUUUGGAAGACAAACAGCCUACUGCUGCGAUUCUGGGUGAAUGCCUUGAAGAACCCACAGCUCAUCUUUGAUGUACGAGUGUCAGACAAUGAGGAUGCCAUCUUGGCUGUCAUUGCACAGACCUUCAUCGAUUCCUGCAUGGUCUCAGAGCAUAAAGUGGGCCGGGAUUCCCCAGUGAACAAACUGCUCUACGCCCGGGAGAUUCCUCGCUAUAAGCAGAUGGUGGAGAAGUACUAUGAGGACAUUCGCCAGAGCUCUCCAGCAAGCUAUCAAGAGAUGAACUCAGCUCUGGCUGAACUCUCUGGGAAUUAUACCUCUGCUCCCCACUGCCUGGAGGCUCUUCGAGAACUUUACAGCCACAUCCACAGGUAUUAUGACCAGAUUAUCAGUGCCCUGGAGGAGGACUCUGUAGCCCAGAAGAUGCAACUGGCUUGCCGCCUGCAGCAGGUCGCUGCCUUGGUGGAACACAAAGUGACUGACCUGUGAAUUAGGGCCACAGUGAUUAUCCGAGACCUGCCAAUUUAUAGAACAGUGAGCAGGAUCUACCCAAAAGUACCAUAUGACCCUGACUAAGCAGUGACUGAGGAGGGGUCAGCAAGGCUAUCUAGAGCACCUACUGCACCCAUCAGCUUGAUUCAAAUUUAGAAUAAUCCCUACCCUCUUUCCCACUAUAUUUAUUUGCUUGCUGGAAAGUCACAUCUGGAAAUAAAGUAGAAACACAUCUUUUUAAAAACAAUCU
This is a messenger RNA of Mastomys coucha (southern multimammate mouse), 5812 nucleotides long. It is a transcript of the gene Plxnb3, whose product is annotated as plexin B3. NCBI's taxonomy places the organism in Eukaryota, Metazoa, Chordata, Mammalia, Rodentia, Muridae. Gene Ontology annotation, biological process: negative regulation of cell migration; regulation of GTPase activity; negative regulation of cell adhesion. The transcript is spliced from 33 exons. Gene Ontology annotation, cellular component: semaphorin receptor complex. The record is from RefSeq and is a predicted model, not a curated record. Gene Ontology annotation, molecular function: protein binding; semaphorin receptor activity. The coding region runs from base 100 to 5559 and encodes 1819 amino acids.